AUGGGUCCAAAAUUCGAUCCAACCGCCGUUUAUGAAAUUAUGGUACGUGUGACUGGUGGUGAAGCCCCAGGUGGUUCAUCACUUGCACCAAAAAUUGGUCCACUGGGUUUGUCUCCAAAAAAAGUUGGAGAUGACAUAGCCAAAUCGACAGCUGAAUGGAAAGGCAUGCGUGUCACAGUUAAAUUAACUGUACAAAAUCGAAAUGCAAAAAUUGAUGUUAUACCAUCAGCAUCAUCUCUUGUUAUCAAAGCAUUAAAAGAACCACCAAGAGACAGAAAAAAACAAAAAAAUAUUAAGCAUGAUGGAAAUAUAUCAAUGGACGAAAUAAUUAAAAUUGCUAGAGUUAUGCGACCACGAUCGUUGGCAAAAACAUUUGAUGGAACAGUUAAAGAGAUAUUGGGAACGGCGCAAUCGGUUGGAUGUAAAGUGGAAGGUUCUCAUCCACAUGCUGUGAUUGAUCAAAUAAAUAAUGGUCAAGUUGAUGUGCCGAGAGAAUAG
Messenger RNA from Didymodactylos carnosus, 498 nucleotides. NCBI's taxonomy places the organism in Eukaryota, Metazoa, Rotifera, Eurotatoria, Philodinida, Philodinidae. The record is from the annotation of a GenBank genome assembly.